AUGGCGCCUGAGACUUUGACUUUCAUGCCAAAUGGCGAUGUCACCUUGAUCCUUACCCGCUAUGUUAUGAAAGAGGUGGAAGAACAGAGGUCGAUCGAAGAAGAUGGGCCACAGGAAGCCGCAUCCGGAGUCGAGCCUGAAGCACCCGCAGAGCCCGAAGAGCCCGAAGAGAGUGUUCUGUUUUUCGCCCCUGAUCCUCCUGGGAGCGAGAAUGGCCCCUUCUACCCUCCACCACCGAGAGCAUCGCGCGGGUCUGAUGCCUCCUCACGGCGCGAUCGCUCCCCGAGUCCUCCCGCUUCUUUUUGGGCCUCCUUGAAGAGACAACAAGCAGCGAGGGUGAUUGAACCUAGCGAAGAUGAACAACCCGUGACCCCACCAGUACGCGCAAAGAAGCCAGAAAGAAUUGUUAUAUCGAGUCACGAGGUCCAUUGCGUUGUCUCAUCGAGGCACAUGAUGCUCGCAUCUCAACAUUUUCAGAAGAUCUUGAGCGGCAAUUCCAACGAGGCGAUCACCCUUCAUACCAAAGGGCACGUCACGAUUCCACUUUCGGACGACCUGGAUACUAUGAUUAUUUUGCUGAAUAUUAUUCACGGAGCCAGUAGGAAAGUUCCACGUCAAGUUAGCCUUGAAGUACUCAGCAAACUUGCGGUUCUGGUCAGUAGAUAUGAAUUUCUAGAGACUGUGGAGUUCUUUUCGGACACUUGGAUCGAAAAUCUCCAGAGAGAGGGGCUUCCCAAAUCGUAUAAUGAGAAUGUGCUUCCAUUGCUCUUCGUAUUCUGGGUAUUCAACAGGCCUUCUGAGUUCAAGGACAUGUCCCGACUUGCCCAAUGGGAAUGCACCGAGGAACUGGACCAAGAUGUGGGGGAUGUUCCAAUUUCACACAGUAUCGUCGAUGCAAUCAAGAAAGGUCGAGAAUUUGCGAUUGAGACUGCCAUCAUGGUCAUUCAUACGCUCAUCAACAGGUACAUGGUUGGUGAAACUGUUUGCGACGGUUCCCUGGACGAUGAGCUUAAAUACGCCUGUGAUUCUAUGGUAUUGGGAUCCUUGAUGAAGAGCUCACGCAAGAUCGGCAUCUGGCCUAAGCCCGAGGCACCAUUCAACGGCAGGAGGUUCAAAGAUCUCGCCCGCGCCAUUCGAAGUAUCAAGGUCUUGGAUGUCUGUAAGAAGGGAAGCAACCAAAGAUGGAAUUUGUAUGGUCCAUCAUCUAACUGCCAUGGACUGGAGGACUCGAUUGAGACAUUGAUGAAAUCUAUCGAGGCUGGUUUGGAUGGAUUGGAGCUGUCUGAUUACACGAAGAAAAGUGAGGAUUAUACGUCCGAAAUCCAAACCUCUCUUCUCGCACCUUCAAAGGACGAAUUGAAGGAGCAAACGAAAGAGGAUUCGAGAGAGAAUUUUCAAGUCUGCAUGAAAGAGGAAGUCGUAGAGGCGCCGAAAGAAGAGGUGAAAGUCCCUCAAAGAGAAUACUCGGUACCGGAAUCUAGACCCUCGACACGCGUCGACUCCAAGGAGGUGAAAGAGCCUGCGAAAGAACAAGAACAGACGAAAGCGGCUCCAAGAGAGUAUUCGAGGGAGUCCUUGAAAGCGGAAGCCCCAGCAAGAGCCAGUUCCCGAGAAGUAGAUGUGCCUGCGCAAGAGGAGGUGAAAGAGGCCCCAAUACAGUACUCGAAAGAUUUCCAACAACCGAGAGAGUAUUCGGGGGAGACCUUGAAAGCGGAAGUAGGGGCCCCAGCGAGAGCCAGUUCCCGAGAAGUAGAUGUGCCUGCGCAAGAGGAGGUGAAAGAGGCCCCAGUACAGUACUUGAAAGAAUUUCAACAACCGGAAACACGAGUCUCCCCAAGUGUCAGUCUCCAGAAAGUGGAAGAGCCUGUCAAAGAAGAGGUGAAAGAGACUCCGAGAAACUCCCCGAGACAGGAAGCGAAAAUGCCCGCAAAGGUGAUUGCAAAAACGGUAGACGAGCCACCGAGAGAAGAAGUGAAGCCGGCACUGAGCGAGGAGGUGAACGUGCUCGCGGAGAGGAAACUCACCCGGACCCCUUCUUUUCCGAAAACCCUGAGCGAAGAGGUUAGAUCGCCCGUGAGAGAAUUUCAACUGGCACCGAAAGUGGCCUCCAUGGAGGAGGUGAUUGAGCAGGUACCGCAUCCUACGAAAGAAGAAGUAAAGUCGUCAACGGUCGAGGUUAGAGAAACUGUGAACGCGGCCUCGACCACGACUAAGGCGGAAGAUAUGUGGGCCCCGCCCAAGAAUUUCAAGCUGAGGAAGUCGAAGAAGACGUUCUCAACGAGGUACUGA
Amorphotheca resinae ATCC 22711 is the source of this 2289-nucleotide messenger RNA. RefSeq lists its product as hypothetical. The record is from RefSeq and is a predicted model, not a curated record. Bases 1 to 2289 code for a protein of 762 amino acids. The transcript has 3 exons. Lineage: Eukaryota; Fungi; Ascomycota; Leotiomycetes; Helotiales; Amorphothecaceae.